GAUGGCUAGCUAGCUACCUGUUUGAUAUAUAGAAACUACACUUCAGACACUGCAGUGAUACCUUAGUUAGUUAGCUUGUAGUUACCAGUAAACAUCACAUUUUGCAUAUCGUGGAAGUGCAUAUUUUCCAACGUGCGUCAGAUUGAUUUGGCAGCAUUUAUAUAGGUAUCUAGCCUAGGUAUUUCGGUGGGUGGGAAACGAGAAACGGUGAAAACUAGCUAGUCAGUGGUAAUUAGCUAGCUAGCAAACAUUUGUUAGCUCUGCAGCGUCUGAGCAUUGCGACCGAAAUGGCUGAGCUGGGUUUUAAUGAACACCACCAGAAUGAGGUGAUCAACUACAUGCGUUUUGCACGCUCCAAGAGGGCCUUGAGGCUCAAGACUAUCGACUCAUGCUUCCAAGACCUCAAAGACAGCAGGCUGGUGGAGGAGACCUACACGGCGGACGAGGUGGCGGAGAUGCUGGAGGGGCUUCGGGCGGUGGUCCGGGCCGAGGUGGAGACGGAGCUCAUCAACGCCGCCCACACCAAUGUGCUGCUGCUGCGCCAGCUCUUCUCUCAGGCCGAGAAGUUCUACCUGCGGCUGCAGACCGACACGUCGGAGCUGGAGAACAGGGAGCUGUUGGAGCAGGUGGCAGAGUUUGAGAAGGCUGAAUUUAAAACGACCAACAAAAAGACAAACCAGGAGACUAACAAACCCAAACUAGCUCCGUUGAAUGAAGGAGGUGUAUCUGAACUGCUCCAAAAGGAGAUCUCGCGACUACAGGAGGAGAACGAUAGGCUGAAAGCCAGGCUCCGGACAAUAGAAUCACAGGCUACAAGUGCAUUAGAUGAGAAGUCCAAGAUGGAGCAGGCUUUGAAGGACCUACAGAAGGUUCAGGGAGACCAGCAGCGGGCCCUGGGCGCCCAGGAGAUCAGCGGUCUGGAGGACACCGUGGCGGCGCUGAGGGCUGACUUCCAGCACGCCCUGAGCGCCAGCUCCGCCACCCAGAAGGACCUGCAGGAGAACCUGGUGACCGCCAAGCACGACCUCCUGCGGGUGCAGGAGCAGCUGUCCCAGGCUGAGAAGGAGCUGGAGAAGAAAUUCCAGCAGACUGCCGCCUACCGCAACAUGAAGGAGAUCCUCACCAAGAAGAACGAGCAGAUCAAGGAGAUCAGAAAGCGCCUGCGCAAGUAUGAGCCAGAUGAGUAAUCACACCAUUGGGGGCGAGAUGGACAUAUGCAAAUGCUGUAGCAAUGGAAGAAAUGGAUGGACAAAUUUGCAUUCUUGUCUUGUGAAGGAUACUGUGUUGGGACUCAAGAGGAUGAUGGGAAAUGUGAACUGACCAAUAUAGUCUAAUAGCACUAUGUUAUAUAAUACACCUCAUAUUCCCUGAUAUAAUAGGCUUCAUAGCUGUUAAGCUUCUGUAGAGAAUUGUGGGGAAUGUGAGCUACUGCAUCACAGUCCAAAAGCGCCGUUACCUAGAGUCAGUGCUAGCUCUUGAGAGUUUGCUAGUGUUGAAAGAGCACCAAAUAGUGCCCUUAGUGGCACCAAACAUGUGUUCAUUCCUUUUGCCUGGACCUUGAACAUUUCUUUUACACAUUAUUCAGCUGUUGCUGCAUUGCAUUUAAAGAGCCAUGGCACUCAUUCUUCAGUCUGUAUUUCUCCCAGUCAUGUUUACAGUAUAUGUUGUGCGUCUGCGUACGUGCAGGAAGUGAUGGCGUGUUUCACAGAUGAAAGGAAGCCGUUGUGUUUUCGCAAGACGUCUGCUCUGUCUGCUCCAGUGCGUCCGAGUGUCGAGAGGAGUGACGCUGUGGGGACAGUUGUGGCGGUAGCUGAGCGGUGUACACUGGCGCGUGGGGAUCACGUGACUCUGCUUGACAAAGGCUGUGCUCUGCAACAGCCGCCUGGGGAAAUAAACACUG
This is a messenger RNA of Megalops cyprinoides (Indo-Pacific tarpon), 1900 nucleotides long. RefSeq names its product leucine zipper transcription factor-like protein 1. Lineage: Eukaryota; Metazoa; Chordata; Actinopteri; Elopiformes; Megalopidae. Gene Ontology annotation, cellular component: cytoplasm. The record is from RefSeq and is a predicted model, not a curated record. Gene Ontology annotation, biological process: negative regulation of protein localization to cilium. The transcript has 10 exons. The coding region runs from base 288 to 1187 and encodes 299 amino acids.